Molecule: messenger RNA, 1728 nt
Organism: Haliotis rubra (blacklip abalone)
Lineage: Eukaryota; Metazoa; Mollusca; Gastropoda; Lepetellida; Haliotidae
Product: solute carrier family 28 member 3-like
Exons: 12
Coding region: 1-1728 (575 amino acids)
Biological process (GO): nucleoside transmembrane transport
Cellular component (GO): membrane
Molecular function (GO): nucleoside:sodium symporter activity
Source: RefSeq, a predicted model, not a curated record
AUGGCUCUCACCACUCAGGACAGCUCAGAGGCCGCCAUCAACAACAACAGCACCGUGGUGAUCAGCAUGAAGACAAUGCAAGAGUGUAAGGCUGUCGAGGAGGACGUGGUACAUGGCACCGAGAAUAUGAAUGUUGUUGACGAUGAUGACUUCAGUGACGCCGAGGACGAAGAGGAAGACAACUGUUGUUCCAGGAAGACCUCAUCUCUGCGGACCUGCCUCCGGUCCUCAGUGCCAGCAUGUAUUCAGGGACGAUGUGGAACUAUCAUCAAGUGCUCACUGCUGGUUCUGUAUCUCAUAUAUUUUGUCUUUUCCAUGGUGUUGACGUUUGGCGAUGAAGGCUCUAUCAGGCUCCUGGCCUUCACUGUGUUUGGAGGUGUGUUACUCAUCACUAAAGUUGUGAGAAAAACAUCAUCCCAAGAUACAACUGGACUGAGAGAAAGCUUACAUUCCAUGAUAAGAAAGCUGUUGUAUGUAUCUACCAGCGCGUCGAUCGUUGUGUUCCUCGUGCUGGAGGUGGGCAUGAAAGAACCCCGGAACCUCGUCUCUGUAGGGGGACUGGCUUUCUUCAUAGUGGUCGCAUUCCUGCUCUCCAAUCGGCCUGCUAAGGUCAACUGGCACACGGUGUUCUGGUCGGUUGCCCUUCAGUUUAUGUUGGCCCUGUUCAUCCUGCGUACAGAGGUUGGCUCUGGUUCUGUUAGUUGGAUGGCAGAGCGAGUCAACAAUGUGCUGAAGAAUUCAAGGAAAGGUUCAGAGUUCAUGUUCGGGAAGAGCUACAGAGACCAUAAUCUGAUAUUUGGCCCGUCCACUGGUCUGGCAAUGAAGCCGUACAUGGAGCUGAUGUCGAGGUCGGAGAUCUUCACAGUGCUGGUAGCCGGGCAGGCCUCAGUGUCGGGAACGUUCAUCGGGGUUGUCUCAUCUUUCGGGAUAUCUGUGUCGUACCUGAUCCCGGCGUGUGUGAUGUCGGCACCCGCCUCCAUCGCCAUCUCCAAGUUGCUGUACCCUGAGUCGCGACCCAUUAACCACAAAAACACAUGUGACGUGGGAAGUAAAAAAUACACAAGCAUCUUCGAGGCGGCAUCCAUCGGGGCAACGUCCUCUAUUCACGUAUUUGGCAGCAUCGUCAUCAACCUGUACGUCUUCUAUGGCCUUCUCUCCCUCAUCAACUCGACACUCGGUUGGUUCGGCGACAGGGUGAACGUCAACGAUCUCACAUUUGAGUUUAUAUGUUCUUACAUAUUCUGGCCGCUGGCCGUCAUCAUGGGUGCUGACAUUCAGGACUGUGGCAAUAUUGGCAAGUUGGUUGGGUACAAGCUCAUGGGAUCUGCUUCACUGGCCUACUACCAGCUCGCCACAAUGUCGGGCAACAGACAGGUGUUUCAGGACUACAUGGAAAGUACAAAUGGAACAGGCACAUAUCGACACAUACAAGACGACCUAUGCUUAGAUGGCUGGAACAAAACCCUGCAGUAUGGUUACAUCACAGAAAAAUCCGAGGCUAUAUCAACAUACGCCUUGUGCGGCUUGUCCAACUUUGUAUCAAUCGGGAUAUGCCUGGCUGUUUUCUACACCAUUGUGCCAAGAAAACAGAAAUUCGUUACCAAGAAAAUAGUGUUGUCGAUGUUUUCAGCAAACCUAGCUUGCUUCAUGACGGCAUGUUUCGCAGCUCUGUACAACACCAUGUUCUGUCUGUACAAGACCAUGUUCUGUCUCUUGUACUCGGUGUAG